Messenger RNA from Lineus longissimus, 2295 nucleotides. RefSeq lists its product as uncharacterized. NCBI's taxonomy places the organism in Eukaryota, Metazoa, Nemertea, Pilidiophora, Heteronemertea, Lineidae. The transcript has a single exon. Gene Ontology annotation, molecular function: protein binding. The record is from RefSeq and is a predicted model, not a curated record. Bases 490 to 1398 code for a protein of 302 amino acids. Gene Ontology annotation, biological process: intracellular signal transduction.
GAGCACGUGCCCGAUUGGACUGUUUACAAACAUUGGGCUUACAACUGAGAGUUUUAGUUUACCAACAAGGGCAUGUGCGGUCAGGAAUAUUGUUGGUAGGCCUAUACUUAUACAUACACAGGCCUGCUUUGAGUGCAUUAGCCUGAACAGGUUAUGACCUCGCCAACAGCUGGCGUGAUGCCAUUAACACCUACCAGGCCAAUACUUGAUUUGACGCGUACGCAUUCGUCAUUUAUUAGCCAGGUUUUAUCGAUGCAUGCACGUUCGGAGUUGCAGAAGAUCGAUAAUGCCAUGACGUAGCACAGGUGGUAAAUUAUUUAUUCAUUGGCCGGUAAUAAAUACGGAAUAUCCAAACAGGAACGUACGCGGUGAAGGUAGCGAAGGUCGAAUUAGAUAGACAAGAACAACGAAUACUCCGCCAUAACCUUGUUCAGUUUCCGAUAUUCCGUUUUACCAAAUAUAUUCGCGUGGAAGCGGUGAGUUUCUGUGAUGACUUCUAUCAGUUUUAUCAAUGCAAUCCGCCAUCAACAACCCGUCGCCUACAUAGAGAAAUGCAGGAACAAUAUUCCUAAACGUCACUGGUGGGACGUUCCGGACUACGUCUACACGAAUUCGGACGCGUUGCAAUUGGCUGUGAUGUACGGAAAUAUAGAAUACGUGGCGUAUUUUCUUGAUGAUGAGUUGAUCCGUGAUUCUCUAGCCCCCGCCUGCUGUCCCAUCAUAUUGAUGGCCAUCAGUAUUGGAGCAGACGACAUAUUGGAACUCAUCUGUCAGCGCGUGCAGAAGGCGCAAAUCCUCUGCAAAGGCGUUCCAUAUAUCGACGCACGUGGCUGUAUAAUGGAGGAGGGGAAAACCCCGCUACAUCUUGCAAUUCAGCUCGGAAGGGUACACGCUUGCAAUAUAUUAUUGAAAUAUGGUGCCAAUCCAAAUGUGACUGAUAUGUACGGUUUAACGGCGUUAGAACGUGGUCUGCAAACUCUUCUCAUCUCCAAUGACGAGCUGGAGAACUUGCUACAGACGGCGACCAGGCCUGACUUCACUGAAAAACAUCCCGUUUUUCUUCAGCUGAAGAAAAAGCGGCAAAGUAUCUUGUUAAAUCUGUUGGAACUUGGUGAUUUUAUGAUAACAACAGACAGAGAAUCCGUCCCUUUCUUACGAGGAUUGUUGAGAGACUGUUUUAACAUUUUACCGCAGGAGUUUUUGGGAGCGUUGCUUUACUUGAAUCACCUGAUGGAGAAGCUAUUCGAGCCCCCAAGCCUUGUCCGGCUCUGCAGAUUCAGUAUCAGGAGUCAGCUAAGGUAUCGCCAUCUUCCCCAUGCCGUGGAACAUUUGGGACUACCCCCUUACUUAGCAAAGUACGUGCUGCAUGACAUCAAGGAGGCUUUGGUUACGUUAUAGCCGGUGUAAAAGUAAAAAGUGUCCCCCCUGGAAAAAGUGUCCGGCCCUAUUGUAUUCUGCAGACCCUGACCAUCAAUAGCUCAGAGAUUGAAGCGCAUAAUAGAAUCCUUUGUUCCCGGACAUUUUAUCCUAGGACAUUUUAAACUUCUACACCGGGAUACCGACAGAGGGUUUGAGGUUAAAAAGCAUCUGUGAUAUGUUUAUUAUUUUACAUGUACAAUGCAUACUCAGGAUAUCCCACAGUGCUAGUCAAGGUACUUUGUACGUUGUAUGCUUUUUUGUACGUUGUAAUGCAUGCAUACUCUCUUUAUGCAGCAGUUUAAACAUUGUUGAUGUAGAUUUCUUUAAAGGGGGACACUAGCUAUAGGCAGAAGCUACAUGUAAGUGGUUAGUUUAGUUGUUUUCUACACUCCGCUCUGACAAAACGAGUCGAGUUGUUGCACCAUUAUUUAUGUAUAAUUCGCAUCUGGUUGGCCAAAGAAAUCGUCCAGAGCCGAGAGAUUCAUGUUUUUUAAAAAUAUUAUAAUAACACUUAACUUAUUCUGAACAGUUUACACAUACUUAACUUAUUUAAUCGCAUUGCACCAAAAUGAGUAUUGUUUUAUUAGUGUUUUAAUCACUGAUUAUAAUGAAUAUGAGAACACGGGUACAAUGAGUCUUCUUUUAAUAUACUAAUUGUUGAUAUUGUAUGAAUCGUAUACACGUGUAUAUAUAUUUAUUCCAAAAUGUCAUGAAUUUUCUUCCAGGGUAAUUGACAUACAGGUUCCCAUGACGUCCUUGUGGUCCACCACACUGCUAUUGUAAAUACACCGGGUCUUAUUGAAGCCUAGAAGCUGUGAAAUGCACACCAAAUUGCACAUAAGUGAAUAAAUCCUCAUGUUUUUGAGAGUACAUAUA